GUCUUUUGCAUAUCCAAGCAAAUUAUAAUCAAUAUUUGCCUUAUUUUUGUGUUCCAAAAGAAAAUGGAGAUGAAAUUGGUGAUCCUUAUCGGGCUGAUGGUUAUGGUUCUGAACCAUGCAAGUCCUGCAAAUGGCGAUAUCACAUGCCAAGAGGCCUUGAUGGAUUUGAUGCCAUGUAAGGCAUACUUGACGGGGUCCGGCCCCGGGACUCCUCCGAUUACUUGUUGCAUUGGUGUGAAAACCGUUUAUGAUGCGGCUACCACCAGAGAGUGUCGGAGGAACCUCUGUGAAUGCUUCAAGAAAGCAGCUGCUGGCAUUCCGAUCAACCCUGACAGACUCAGGCAGCUUCCUGACUCCUGCCAUGUGUCCCUUCCCGUUCCUCUCGACCCCAAAAUAGACUGCAAAGCAAUUCCUCAAGUCUGAAGGGUAUGCGUGCAUUGCAUGAUGAGAUAAAUAAGACUUAGGAGAAGGAUCAGCACAGAUGUUUUGUGAUGUACAAAUAAUUAAUUAGUGUUUGAUUACCUUUCGUACAUCCAAAAUAUGUAUUAAAAAGAAAUUAUGCAAAUGGAAUUCUACCCUUC
Messenger RNA from Pyrus x bretschneideri (Chinese white pear), 581 nucleotides. Its product is annotated as non-specific lipid-transfer protein 8. Gene Ontology annotation, molecular function: lipid binding. Bases 64 to 423 code for a protein of 119 amino acids. The transcript is spliced from 2 exons. The record is from RefSeq and is a predicted model, not a curated record. Gene Ontology annotation, biological process: lipid transport. NCBI's taxonomy places the organism in Eukaryota, Viridiplantae, Streptophyta, Magnoliopsida, Rosales, Rosaceae. Gene Ontology annotation, cellular component: membrane.